AUGAGACGGCUUUCAACGGCACCGGUGCUGCGGGCUUUCACGGCACCGUCGCCUGGAGUCUGCGCAUUCUUUUAUGGGUCGGGUGGCGGCGCCUCCCACUGCCAGACGCGGUGGGCCGGUACGCAGCGACGCGUUGUCCGGCCCACCGAAGAGAAUGUCGCAGACCUGAUGGAGGAUGACGACGAAGAGCUUUCUCAUAUCAGCAGUGUCCACGUCGCGUCCGUCGCCGCCCCAACACCGCUGUCUGCCAUCUCGGAGUCGGCGUCGCUCUACCGGAGGGUUGCAGCGACGACUUCCGACGACAAAGCAAAGCGGGGAGUGAAAAGACGCUACGGCGAUGAGACCGAUGCCGGCGAUGCAAACGCCACCCACAGUGCCGCGGCUAUAGAAACGGCUCAAGGCACAUUCGAGGCGGAGGCGCUCGCGGUGGGAGCAGCAGGCGACGGCGAUGAUGCUGUCCACGAGGGCUCGAAAAGGGACGAGGCGUAUAUCCUUCAACAGCAGCAGUACUAUUACGAGCUUCCCGUGCAGCUGCUCACCGAUAUCGCAGCCGCCUACCUGCGCUCCACAGAGAACAUCGCCCUCGUGUCACUGCAGGAAGAGCACAUUUUGUUUCCCGUGCUGCUGGACCGCCUGCAAGAAUUCCACGUGUCACAGCUGCUGGAUAUUGUCGACUGCCAUUGGAGUCGGUCUACCAUGCUUCGCUAUGGUACCCAGUACAAGGAUGCGGUGCGUGAUCGCAUUGCUCAACUCGCCACUGCCGCCGCGAAGCAGUUGGAGGCGAAGAAGAGGCAGCAAGAGCAGCAGUUGUCUUCCGGCAGUGCGGGGUGGGCACCCGCCGCUGAUGGCACGUUUGGUGCAGCACAACAAGACAAGGAUCAUAACCCCGAGACUACAGGUGCUGGCGAGGAGGACGAGGAGGACGGCGCCGUCUUUGUGGCUGAGAAACAGGCGGCUGAUGUGCAGCGCUCCGCCGACGCUAUUCUGAUGCACGCCGAGGAGGAGAUCACGUCCGCGACGGUGUACCGCGCCUUGGUAGUCAUGGGCAUCAGUGCGGGGCACCGUAAGCGUGACUUGGCCUUUUUCCAGCUGCUCGGCAACUACUUUGCUUUCUUUAUCAACGACUAUCGUGACCCGCACGAUCUGGUGCGCGUACUGACGGCGCUGGCACGCGCCAAGAUCGUGCCAUCGCCGAUGUUUCUUAGCAUGAUUGCGCGCCGCAUGCCGGUGCUGCACAAGCGCGUCCCACUGGAGCCGUUGCCGGCAUAUCGUGCACUGUCGAACUUCGCACGGAUGGGGCACACUUCCAUGAACACGUUCCGCUUCCUUGCUGACUGCAUGUACGCCCACGUGGAAAAGCACAUCAUCGAGGAGAAGAAGCAGCUCCGCACGAUGGCAGCAGCAGCGAAAAAACUAGCAGCUCCGACGGAGGAGUCGGAUACGAAGGCGGCUUCAUCGACCACCUCAGCUGCCGCAUCCUACAUAGAUCGUACGCAGAGCUACAGCCCAGAGGUACUGGAAAAGGAGCGGUUGCGUCGCAUGUGUGGACUGAAGCCAUCUAUGUUCACAAGGUGGCUUGCAAUCCUUGCUCGCUUCAACGCCCCGCAUCAGCAGUACCUGCGCCCCCUCGUCAAGCCGGUCAUCUUACCGAUGCUGCCUUACUUCCCGCCACCAAGCUUCACUCGGCUGGUGAGCGCGACGCGUAUGUUCAGGUCAACCGAUAGCGUUCUCGUGAAUGCUCUGGUGGAGCGGGUGUGCGAUGUGCUCGCACCAGCCGGCAAGCUGACACGCACAGAUGUGAUGGAGAUGCUGUGGCUCAUAUCUCAGGAUGACACCCCUGUUCCUGCCCAACUGGAUCGCUUCCUCCGGAUCUGCAAGGACUAUCUUGGGAGCUCCACAAGCGCUUCCACGGCAGAAGAAGUUGCCCAGAACGACACCGACCUGAGUGCAAAGCUGCGACCACGAGGGAUAGUCAUGGUUGUGCCGCGUCCAAGAGACAUGUGUAACGUGGUGAAGCUGAUCGGCGCUUUUCAGAAGAGGGACGAGAUCCCACUCGAGUCCCUCACCCCGCUGUUGGAGCUGACGGAGGACUUUGCAAAGCGCCUUGCGUAUCUGAUGGAGCUGAGCGUUGUGUCACUGACGCAGGUGGAUGUCUUUCUGGAGCUGUGCGAGCGGCACCAAAUCCCAGACAUAUCCGGGGCGUUGGGGCAGCUGAUGCUGAAGCGACGGGAUGUUGUGCUGCAUGCCACGCGCCCUCCCGCAGCGGCGGCGGAGGAUACGGAUGACAGAGGCAGUGCUGCCAGCAAUGAUGAAGCGGAGGAGGCGUACUACGCCCAGCUGGACAUUGACGUGCGCGAGACGUUCAACAAGAUUCUGUUUACCAAUGACUGGAACACCCACUGCCGCUACCGACCCCUUCCUGGACCCUUGCAGGUGGACUUCCGCAACGAGCUCACAAAGGUGUCUGCCCUUGAGCUUCUUCAGGCGGUGGACCUGUUUGCCAAGGCAUGCCCAGGCGCACUACGAGACGCACCACGCCUCUUUCUCACCCGAAGUCUACUAGAGAAACUCGGCAAGGAGGGUGAAGUAGUGGUGGAGGAGGAGACAAACAGCCUUGUCAUUCGCCAACCUCGCGCUGAGCUUCUUACGCGCGAGGAUUUGCAAACAUUCACUGAACUGGUGGAGCGCACGCCGCUAGACGCAGUGCGCACCGCGCCGGUCGUGUGGACAUUCAUUAAAGAGAAGGCAGAGCGACUCGGCAUGGUGUCUGUGGAGGAAAAGGCCACAGCCCGCCUCACCGAUCUGCAUUGUGUGACGCAGAGAGCGAGCGCCUAG
Messenger RNA from Leishmania braziliensis MHOM/BR/75/M2904, 2835 nucleotides. RefSeq lists its product as hypothetical. The record is from RefSeq and is a predicted model, not a curated record. The transcript has a single exon. NCBI's taxonomy places the organism in Eukaryota, Euglenozoa, Kinetoplastea, Trypanosomatida, Trypanosomatidae. Bases 1 to 2835 code for a protein of 944 amino acids.